CUUAUUUUUGUUUUGAAAAAGGGAAAUUUAAAACUGGACGGAUAGUCAGACGUAAAACACAAACAAACGGAAUAAAUCCUCACUAAACGACACCACAAUGGCUGCAAUUUGACAUGUUUCACCCCUGAAUGUAAAGGUCGCUUCACACCGAAAUGAAGAAGAAGGCAAGGAUGUCUCAGCGCGCAGUCACGGGAAGCAACCAGGGGGAGUGCUGUGCACUCUGCAGGCUCAGUGAUGAUGACCCGGCCAUGUUUGGGGAAAAAGUCACAAUCAAGGAGCACAAACUCUCUGUUCACUACUUCUGUUUGCUGACGUCUAGUGGAGUUUACCAGCGAGGAGAGGAGGACGAGGGCGUCUUUGGUUUCCUGGUGGGCGACAUCAAACAGGAGGUCCGUCGCUCUGGUCGACUGAUGUGCAGCAGCUGUAAGAAGAAGGGAGCGUGUGUCGGCUGUAACGUCAGAAGUUGCAGGAAGAUGGUCCACUACCCCUGCGGGAGGAGCAACUUGUUCAUCUCUCAGUUCACCGGAAAUUUCGCGUCGUACUGUCCGGAUCACAGUCCCACUCAGUCUCUGUGUGUGAGUUUAGACCACAGCCUGCCUCAGUCCUGCUCCAUCUGUUUGGACUCCAUCGAUCCCGUCCUGAGCUACUCCGUCCUCAAAUGUCCGUCGUGCUACGCCAGCUGGUUCCACAGGGACUGUGUGCAGCAUCAGGCCCACAGUGCAGGCCUCUUCUUCUUCAAAUGUACACUCUGUAACAACAUGGAGAGCUUCCAGGAGGAGAUGCUGCGGAUGGGAAUAUACAUCCCAGAGAGAGAUGCAUCAUGGGAGUUGGAGGCAAACGCGUAUUCAGACCUGCUGGAGGUUUACAUGCACUGUGACGCUCUCACCUGCCUCUCCCACAACGGACGGACCCACUCCAGCACGACCGGUCGGUUUGAGGUGAUUCGCUGCCGGUUGUGUGGCUCCAGAGGGACUCACAGGAAAUGUUCGGGGCUGGAGUUGGACACCAGCGACUGGGCCUGCAGCGACUGCACACAGGCUACUGACGGCAAAGCUUCCCUAGUUGCGUCUCCUCAGCAACGUCAGAGGAAAAGUCUGCUGGCCAAACGCCACCUUUCACCCAUCCACUCCUCCAGCAGUAAGAGACCUUUGUCUGUUGGCUCUGGAUCACCUGAGGAGAUCCUGCGGGCGCUGGGCCCUCAGCUGCGCCCCCUCAGUGUGCAGGUGGAGGUGGACAGGGAUCAGGCUCUGUCUGCAGGUGUGGAGCUGUUGAGGAGGGCCAACUUCGACUUCACGCACACUCUGUCUGUCAGGUUCAAAGACGACCAGCAGACUGCAUUUCCCAGCAGCCUCCAGGACAUCGACACAGCCAGGCAGCUCUUCCUGAAGCUGCUGGUGCAGCAGAUCCAGGACUCUGCGGUGUUCGAGGGUCCAGACGGUUCCAAAAACCUGGCACUGGACUCCCAGGCUCUGCGUGACGACCUGUACUUUGACGUCGGCUGCCUGCUGGCUCUCUCUCUGGUUCACGGCGGUCUUCCUGUCGGCUUCUUCUCCAGCGCUCUCUUCCAGUGUCUGUUCAACUACCCGCCCAACUCCCCGCUCGCCGUCAUACACAUGACCCCCGACACACACUUCACCAGCCGGGUCAGCAUGAUGGCGGAGGCGGAGUCUUUGGACGACCUGAAAGAAAUCAUGGCUGCGAGUUGGGAGUACCUGGAGUUAGCCGGCUGCAACCGACCAAUCAGCAGCCUGGAGGAGAGAGAGGCUCUGGUGGAGGAUCUGGUCAGCUUCACGAUGAUCACCAGGAUGCAGCUUCCACUGCAGAGGUUUCGGGAGGGCCUGCAGACUUUGGGUGUCUUUGAUCAGGUGCAGCUCUUCCCGUCUGUGUUCUGCCGCAUUUUCUGUGAAACGGCGGUUCAGCUCACGGCUCACACGGUCGGUCAGAUCUUUACCGUCAACUUCUCGCAGCAGCAGGAGCGACUGAGCCGAGAGACGCCUGUCGUCACCUUCUGGAGACACUUCCUGCUGGAGUGUGAAGUUGGGAGAAGCUCUAUCUCCCUGCAGGACCUUCUUCGUUUCACCACUGGAGCUGAGGAGCUCCCAGGAGCCGGCUACCUCCUUUCUCCCUCAAUCUCCUUCCUCCACCCAGUGGCGAGGGGAGGAAGAGAGAGUGCGAGAGUCAGAAAAAUGAAGGCGGGGAUGAGGGACCAGGGGCUCUUCCCUCAGAGCAAACCAGACUCCAACCACCUUCUCCUGCCCGUCUCCUCCACAUACCCGGCUUUCAAAAGCUCCAUGGAGCAGGCCAUCAGCCACCAUGUGCACCUCCUCCCCACAAAGAGUUAGAGGAGGAGAAAGUACUUUAUGAGCUGCAUUUAAAGAAAGUUUGUUUCAGAUCUUACUCACUAAGGAAGCUGGUGAAGUGUUUUCAUAUCGAGCCAAAGCAAAGACCUAAAACUCAUUUCUGGUCUUUGAUGGAUCUUUCCUCAAACCUCCAGCUGUGAUGUGACGAAAUGAAACGAUCACAGCAUUACGUUGUUAAAUGGCUAAAUAUCUUCUAUGCUUCUAGUUUAAAAACAAUUGUGCUGAUUUUAUAACUUUAUAUUAAGAGCUGAUUUUUAUUGUACAUAUUUGUGUUUCGAUGCCUUUAAUGAUGUUUGCUCCUGAUUUCUUGUUUGUCAUGUUUUCAUCUUUCUUUCUUUUUUCCCCCGGAAAGUGUGAAUAGCACGAGUCGAUCAAAUCCUGAGGUUUAUAAGAUGAGUGUUUGUUUUCCUCACGUGAAGUUAAAUCUCACACUUUGCUGAUGACAGUUUCAGUGAAGAGGUGCGGCACUGUCUCUGACUGUAGGUGUGUGUCGCCGCCCUUCACGAAGUACAGCGGAGAAGGGAAUGUGAAUGCACAAGGCAAAAAAAUGUUUUGUAAAAGAAAAUAACGUAAUUAUUAUUAUUGCUUUAUCUACAAACCUCCUGCUUUCUAACCUAAAAUCCUUUUAGAAAAACUUUAUUAGGUCGUUAAUGGGUACGUUAUUGGAGAUUUAAAGUAAAACUGAAGAGAUGCAGAGUAGAAACACUCAACAAACAUUGGUUUGUGUUGCUGUUACAGACAUAUUUAGGACUUUACCAUAAAACUGUAUGGGAUCCAUUAUAAUCUGGAUCGAUUACUUGAUUUGUUGGAAUUCUGUUAUUUUUCUGUAACUUCCUGUUAUUUAUCUGUUUUGUUUGUUGCAAUGUUUUACAACUAUGACUUUUCUCUCUGUUCAUGUGGGUCAUAAAAUACUGAAACAAA
This is a messenger RNA of Cottoperca gobio, 3281 nucleotides long. It is a transcript of the gene g2e3, whose product is annotated as G2/M-phase specific E3 ubiquitin protein ligase. Gene Ontology annotation, cellular component: nucleus. The record is from RefSeq and is a predicted model, not a curated record. NCBI's taxonomy places the organism in Eukaryota, Metazoa, Chordata, Actinopteri, Perciformes, Bovichtidae. The transcript has 17 exons. The coding region runs from base 153 to 2342 and encodes 729 amino acids. Gene Ontology annotation, molecular function: ubiquitin-protein transferase activity.